Molecule: messenger RNA, 774 nt
Organism: Cornus florida
Lineage: Eukaryota; Viridiplantae; Streptophyta; Magnoliopsida; Cornales; Cornaceae
Product: wall-associated receptor kinase-like 1
Exons: 2
Coding region: 1-774 (257 amino acids)
Biological process (GO): protein phosphorylation; cell surface receptor signaling pathway
Cellular component (GO): plasma membrane
Molecular function (GO): ATP binding; protein serine/threonine kinase activity
Source: RefSeq, a predicted model, not a curated record
AUGAAACAAACGUUAUUUAAGAGGAAUGGAGGUUUGUUGUUGAAACAACAAAUCUCUUUGAAUAACGAAAGUGUUGUGCAAACAAAAGUCUUCAAGGCAGAAGAGUUGGAGAAGGCAACAGACAAUUUUAAUGAAAAUCGAGUCUUAGGCAAAGGAGGAUUUGGAACAGUUUAUAAAGGGAUGUUAUUAGAUGGAAGCAUAGUGGUUGUUAAGAAGUCUAACAUAGUUGAUGAAAAUCAAAUUGGUCAGUUCAUCAAUGAAGUUAUUAUCCUUUCUCAAAUAAUUCAAAGGAAUAUAAUAAAAUUGUUAGGUUGCUGCUUAGAGACUGAAGUUCCACUACCAGUAUAUGAAUACGUCUCGAAUGGCACCUUGUCUGACCAACUUCAAUUUCAGGGUUAUACUCCGACAAUGUCCUGGAAUACUCGAUUGAGAAUUGUAGGAGAAAUUACGGAAUCACUUGGCUAUAUGCACUUAUAUGCUUCUAAAUCUAUCUUUCACAGGGACAUCAAGUCCAACAACAUAUUGCUCGACGAAAAUUACAGAGCAGUAGUGUCUGAUUUUGGACUUUCAAGUUCAAUACCCCUAAACAAGACUCAUUUGACAACAUUGGUGGGAGGCACAUUUGGUUACUUGGAUCCUGAGUACUUUCAAUUAGGACAACUCACUAAUAAAAGUGAUGUUUAUGCCUUUGGGGUUGUUCUUGCUGAAUUGUUAACUGGGAAAGAAGUUCUCUCCUUUGAUAGAUUUGAUGAAUGCCUUGUACUUAAUUUUUGA